GACGUUGGUCCCUCUGGUGCAGAUCUGGCCAGAGGCUGGGACUGGAUCCCGGCGGCCAUGUUCUCCCUGCCGUCCCUCUCCUCCUGGCUCCCCGGCCUCCCCUCCCUCGAGUGGGGCUCUGGCCUCCUCGACUCCUUCCUGCAAGGCCUCAUCGGGGCCUGCGGAGUCUCAGUCCUGAACAGCCUCCUGAAGGUCUACUUCUUCGUGGGCUGUGCCAACAUCCCGGAGCGGCAGCCAGAAAAGGAGCGGUUGCGGGCCCAGUGGGCCUUGCUGCAGACUGUGCACCUGGCAGGGCUGGCCCUGAUCCUGACUGUCGUGGGGGCCCGGGUGGCCGCCCUGGUGGUGCUCGAGUUCUCCCUCCGGGCUGUCUCCACGCUGCUCUCCCUGGACAAGGGCUCCCAGGUCACCAAGAGGCUGCAGCUGUACCUGCUGUGCCAGUACUCGCUGGGCUGUGGGCUGACCUGCGGCCUGAGCUUCCUGCAGGAGGGCGCCCCUCACCGCACGCUGAACCUGCUGCUGGGCCUUGGCCUGGCCGCACUGCUUAGCACGGGUGCCCGGCGCCUCCGCCGCCACGUCUGCCGCCUCUACGAGCUGCACAGCAGCCAGCACUACUGUGGGGUCUGCCUGAGCCUGCUGGCCGGCGCUCACGGCCUCCCCCCGCUGCUGGGCCGAGCCCUGGCCGUGGCCUUUGCUGUGGGCGACCUGGCGGCCGUGGCCCUCAUCAACAGGGACUUCCUGACCACCUCGGAGGCCGUGCGCUUCUGGACGCCGCUCACCAUCUGCUACACCCUCCUGGUCAUCUACAUGCAGGAGGAGCAGCGGCAGCGCCCUGGCCUGCAGAGCCUGGUCCAGACGGUGCUGGUGCGCAUGGGCGGCCUCUUCGUGCUGCUGCUGACUGUGGGCCGCUGGCUGGACCUCCUGGGCAUCCUCAUCUCCCUGCUGGGCGAGCUCUGGUGCCUGGUGGGCGUCCGCACCAUGCUUGACCUUUGCCAGAUACAGGAUUUUCCAUCCCAGAGGCCUUCAGUGUCAGCUCCAAGCCGGCCCCGGCCCUCCGCGCCUGCCCAGCCCUCGGGGACGGCUUCCUCCUGACUUGCCUCAGCAGGGACUUGGAGUCUGUCUCAGGCCCACCCAGGCUCACCUGGAGGCCUUGACCCCAGCACGCUGCCUGGAGGCAGGCAGGGCUGGCCCUCACCCGGAGCUUGGGGUGGGCACUGGAGCCCCUGAGAGGGAGGGGAGGGUUUGGGACUGGGGCCCUCAGACAGUGGGGGCACCUGGAGGCCGCUGGGUGAAUCCCUCUUUUUUUCAGGGUGGGCAAUGGACAUAGCCCCCUCAGACCUGCUCCAAGGUGG
Diceros bicornis minor is the source of this 1349-nucleotide messenger RNA. RefSeq names its product transmembrane protein 82 (gene TMEM82). NCBI's taxonomy places the organism in Eukaryota, Metazoa, Chordata, Mammalia, Perissodactyla, Rhinocerotidae. The transcript has 6 exons. The record is from RefSeq and is a predicted model, not a curated record. The coding region runs from base 58 to 1089 and encodes 343 amino acids.